Guyanagaster necrorhizus is the source of this 435-nucleotide messenger RNA. RefSeq lists its product as uncharacterized. The record is from RefSeq and is a predicted model, not a curated record. Bases 1 to 435 code for a protein of 144 amino acids. Lineage: Eukaryota; Fungi; Basidiomycota; Agaricomycetes; Agaricales; Physalacriaceae. The transcript is spliced from 3 exons.
AUGAAGAUCGACCUUUGGAUGAACUGGAGCGUCGCUCGGACACAAAGCAACACGCAAUUGGCUACGUUCAAGUCGGAUCUGGUGGAAUGUGUAAGGGCCCAAGAGCAGGAGGUCAGAGCGCAGUUGGGGUAUAUGCUGACGGACUGGCUACUUCUAUCAGGGAGUUGGAUCACGGGUCCGACCUUCAUUGGACGAUCCGGGGAUCGAAUUCAGGAAUCAGGGUCUGGGCGAUCCACUGCACGGUCAGCAGUACUGGUGACCAUUCGCCCUGUGGGCAAACGCAAUGGGAGGACCACACUGGAAGAACGAGUACCCACUACAAACUCCACUGGCUGGGAGAUGAGACGCUGUAACGAGCACAGAACACUUUCUUUUGAUGACACAACCGUAGCUGUUGAUUUCUUCUUGAUAAUCGCCACGUUCUUUUGUACUUAG